Drosophila nasuta is the source of this 930-nucleotide messenger RNA. RefSeq names its product lysozyme P-like. The record is from RefSeq and is a predicted model, not a curated record. Lineage: Eukaryota; Metazoa; Arthropoda; Insecta; Diptera; Drosophilidae. The coding region runs from base 15 to 554 and encodes 179 amino acids. The transcript has 2 exons. Gene Ontology annotation, molecular function: lysozyme activity.
UCGAUUUUUGCUAAAUGGAGAAGGCAGUUCUUCUUUUUGUUCUGCUUCUGGUUGGCACAGUACAAAGUGAUCGAACUCUCGAUCGUUGUACCUUGGCCAUUGAAAUGGAUCGACUAGGAGUACCACGAGCGGAUUUAGCAGCCUGGGUGUAUAUUGCAAAUCACGAAAGCGGCUUUCAAACUAACGUUAUAAGUAUACAAGUUGAUGGCAGCAAAAGCUAUGGUCUAUUUCAAUUGGGCAGCAAGAUUUGGUGUGCAGAGUCAGACGACAGUGCCAGCGAUAAUUUCUGUAAUGAGAGCUGCGAUAAUCUUCUGUCAGACCAGAUUAAAGCCAGUGUUCGUUGUGCACUGGUCGCCAAGGGUCGAGCAGGUUGGACACCAUGGCCGAUUUACAGGGAUUUCCAGUUGAAUAGAUUGACCAGUGUUGAAGACUGCUUCCAACCAGAAAUCAUCAAUUGCAUCACGAAUGGGACUGUAACUAAUGCCAUGAUAGAUGCAGAACACGGAGUAUACAGAGCUUUCUACGAUUACAAGCCUGAGUUUGAAUUUCAAUAAUGAAAUCUUUACUUAAACAAUUUUGAUGUUUGCAACAGGGAUUUUCGCUGAACAGAGCUCUCAGAUAAUUCUUAACAAUAACGUAUUUUGUAAAUUUAUUAUAAAAAUAAGAAAAAUUGUUCUUUUUAUAUGUAUAAAUACAUGUCUAAGAUCUAAUUCAAGAUUAAAUAUUUUACCAUAGUAUGAGAGCCAUAAACAAUUGUUCAAUAAUUAGUGCCUGUGUCCGGUCAACAGCAAGAACGAAAAAGUCAAAAAAAAUUGUCCGCCCAAUGAAGGGGUUCGCUUCGAAGAAAGCGCUGAAUGCUAUACCGGCUAUACUACACUUGUAUUUGACAUGUUUCGAGGAUUGGAAAAAACGUUGGCAUAAGUGUAUUUU